Dermacentor silvarum is the source of this 3929-nucleotide messenger RNA. Its product is annotated as SET domain-containing protein 4-like. NCBI's taxonomy places the organism in Eukaryota, Metazoa, Arthropoda, Arachnida, Ixodida, Ixodidae. Gene Ontology annotation, molecular function: protein binding; histone H3K4 methyltransferase activity; transcription coactivator activity. The transcript has 7 exons. Bases 188 to 1453 code for a protein of 421 amino acids. The record is from RefSeq and is a predicted model, not a curated record. Gene Ontology annotation, biological process: peptidyl-lysine trimethylation; peptidyl-lysine dimethylation; peptidyl-lysine monomethylation.
GCAAUCGACUAUUCAGAAACCGAAACCGAUGAGUGCGCAGGUUGGGAGGCAUGGCGGCAUCGUGCUCGGCAUGCUAUGUCGACUGUUGUUUUGAACUGAGAAGCUGAAGUUGUGCGUGUUCUUUUCGCGUUGUAUGAAUUAAUCUCACUUGAAAUAGUAAUUAUCAAUUGAAUGUCCAGGAUCUGCAAUGGCUAAGAAGGGACGUAAUCACAGGAAAAAGGCGAGGCGAAGAGCGGAACGUAUGUCGUGCACUGAAGAUGUGAGCGCGAAUCUUUUGAAGUGGAUGACUGCAAACGGUUUCGAACUGCACAAGCAGCUGUGUCUCAGGGAAUUCCGUGAAACUGGAAGAGGGCUGGCAACGCAACAGAUGCUGUCUUCUGGAGACACUUUUCUAAGAGUACCAACUUGUCUCCUAAUAACCACUCAGACAGCUUUGUCAAGCAGCUUACGCGAUUUUGUUAUCAGAAAUCAUGGGCAACUCACUCCCAUUGAAGUGUUGACACUUUUUCUUAUGAAUGAAAAGCUCAGAGGCCAUGAUUCAGAGUGGCGCUUCUUCAUCAAAAGCUUGCCGGCUACCUACACAACACCUGUGUUCCUUGGAAGCAGAUUGCUUGCCAAACUGCCCUGCGACUUGUUCCGAAAAGCACAGACCCAAGUGUCUAGGAUACGAAGUACUUUUUUAAAGUUACAAACUUUAACAAAGGAAAGCACUGGUGGCAACUCGCUGCUUUCUAGCCUUUCCAAGAACUUUACAUGGCACCUGUUUGUGUGGGCUUGGACUGCUGUUAACACUCGCUGCAUCUUUAGUGAGCACAAGACUGGCCAUUCCCUUUGGGAUGAUGACAAGUGUGCCCUAGCUCCAUUUCUGGACUGCUUGAACCACCACUGGAAGGCAAGUGUGCAAACUGCAAUAGUGGACUCCUACUUUGAAAUUGUUACAAAUAAUAAUUACCAGCCGAACGAUCAAGUUUUCAUCAGUUAUGGCUCGCACGACAACAAGAAGUUAUUUAUGGAGUACGGCUUUGUUCUUGCCGAUAACCCAAAUGACGUGGUUGCAAUCACAAGAGAGCACCUAUGUAAGCUGCACUCCUGGAAGGCGCAAGCAAUCCCACAUUUUGCCUCAAAGCUUUCUUUUCUGGAGGCAAAAAAUGCUAUAAGUGAGUCUUGUGGCUUUACUGCGGAUGGAUUGACAUGGAAUGGGCGAAUUGUCAUGCAAGUACUGUCACAUCCCAAGGCAUCAAGGUUGGAAUGGAACAAAUUGCUGUUUCGGUCCAGAGAAGAGGAACUCGACGAACAGCAGUGUCAGUUAGUGGUGACUUUAAUAGAAGCCAUGUUGUGCGACUACAGUGCUCCGCUACCUGAAGGCAAAGACUUCUGCUCACAGACAGUGGCUGCAUUUAUCAGAGAAGAGACAAAAAUUCUCAAGAAACAACUACAACUCUAUACGAGAUAGAUGUGCAUCUGUGAGUGAAUGCGGUAGUGUGCAACACACAGAUCAUAAUAACUGGUCACAGUGCUGUAGUUUGUCUACUGCACCACAUAAAGGGUGUUCCAGCUAACUUAAGACACUGCUAAAAAAUAUGCCGGAGAAGGGCCCGACCACAUGUGUGUUGCUGGCUGUUGUAUCGAGCAAGUCACACUACUUUUUUGUAUUCUGCUUGAUUGCAUAAUUAGUUAAAGCGGUACUGACAUUAUCUUUCCGAAUAUUCAUUUUUUUUGCAUUAAAGGUGGCCUGAAACACUUUUUGAGCACAGUAAGAAAAUGCUUCUGAUCUGUUACUGAAACACCUGUGAACAUGCGAGCCAAAUAUUAUUUCACUGCAUGCAGCGUCAUUUCAAGCAGCUGGACCUAUUAACAGCUUUUGGCUUAUUUCGUGAUUGUGAGAACAUUCUCAGUUUCUCAUUAGAAACUGCAAGAACAUUUGCAUCAAAUGACUUAUGGUGCUCUGGGGUUUGUCACUAUAUCUUCUAGGGUUUAGAGGUCCGGGCUUUCAUUUAACAAAAAUAAUGAAUAGUUGAGAAUAUAAUGUCAGUAUACCUUUAGGAUUACUUAACCUAUUAAUUAACAUUUUCGGGCAAAACUUCUAACAAGAAAGUUGCGAAGCAUUCGUGGAAAUGUCUAUUUAAGCAGAGCCUGCUUGUUACAUUACUUUUUCUGCGUCCUAAAGAAAGCCUGUAAAAUAAUGAAAAAUGCAAGUGACAUUGCCACUUGCAUGCCGUGAUUGCAGUGCGGUCAAACAUGCCACGUAUGAACCAACUGCAGAUUUAGUCUGGUGUGCCGCAGCUUAAACCUUGGCUAAAGUAAGUUGGAACAGCCCGCAGAAAAGCUUGCGCUCGCCCAUGUGCCGUCCAGUAUAGCAGAAGUACUGUUUCGCAAGACUUCCACAAGUGCUGCAGCUGCCAUGCAUUAAAUAGUGCUGAACUAAACAGCUAAGUAGUGUUUGAAUGCACCUGCUCUGCGUUGUCGUUUAUUGAAUGUUCUCAGCACUGCAUGUGAGACAACGAGAAAGUGCAGAGGUGCAGGCACCACAGCUGCUUAAUUUUGCAAUGGACACAUGAGGUGCCUCAUGGCUAAAGUGGCAAAGGACGUCACUAAAUCCUGUCGUGCAACACCUAGCCACUCACUUGUAUUUACUGCGCUAACCCAGUUCUAACACAUCCUCGUACGUAGUAACGUGCCACGCUGUUUUGAGGUGUCUUUUUAAAAUAACAGAGGUUCUAAAAUUUUCUUUCUUCUUUUCAUCAGCGUAAAGCUAGAGAGCUGUAGUUAAAAGCUCGAGUGAAGUGUCCUUACAGUGUAUUACACAGCAUAACUGUCGAGAAAUGAAGGCAUGAGGGAAAUCAAAAAGAUAAUUUUUUUUCCCUUUUAUUUGAGCGUAUCUUGCUGCAAACAAAGGAACAACCACACAGUACAUUGCAUAUUUCUCCAUUUCACUUAUGAGCCCACACAGGCCAUGUGUCUCUGAAGGAAACUAAGCAAUUAUUCAGCACUGAUAUUGGCGGCUGCUCUGUAAACAUGCAGCUUUGAUAUUGCAGCAACGAACUCUUCAUUUUUCUCCUUAGUUUAUUAUUAUUAAUAUUUUUGCACUUAUGGAAUGUUCAAAAAAGGGGGAAAAAAAUACAGAAAGGAAAAAUUGUAAAGGUGCAGCACAAGGUUGAAAUUUGGCACUUUAUACAGCAAAGUGAUUCUCCUUUUUUUUUUUUUGUCAGAUUUUGCAGAGUUUAGCUGGAGACCUUGGGUCCUGCCUUAAAUUUAGCCUCUUUACUGGCCCUAUGCUAAGAUGCAUAGAAUGAAAAGAAAAAAGAAAGCUGAUGUACAAAGACAACCAAUGAACUGAUUUGAAUUAAAUCGGUAUAUAUAAAACAGCAUUAAUCUAGUCAGUGUGGGGAGCAGAUUUUAUGUUUAGCGUCUCAAAUUUCUUGCAUAAAUUGACAAAGAGAGGAAAAUUCAAGGAAACUGUAGCAUCGUGUUUAUGACUUUAACAUAUCAAUGAAGAGAUAGAUGCCAUAAUUCUGUAAGGAAAUAUGAGAGUGCAAAUGUUCAAGAGAGAUAUAUUGCACAUUACUCUAAAAAAUAACCCUCUUGGUAAGACUGUUGUUUAAAGGAAUGCCGACACAUCAAAGGUUGUGCUGUACUUUGCACAUUUCGAACUGUUUUCAUUAAAAGGUGAUGUAAUUAAAUAUUUGUUGCCCUUUCAACAACUUGAGACUUCAUAUUACCAGUGCAGAGUCGACAUCUGCCUAAAAGAAACAAUAAAGCGAGACAAAAUUUUCGUGUCAGCAUUCCUUCAAAUGAAGCAAAUGAUGCAAGUAUAUUAUGUAGAUCGAAAAUAAUAGAGAAUGUGUCUGCUUUAAACAACUUAACAGAACUGCUAUCUGUUUGCAGAUUCCUGUCAACAUCUGUAAAAUAAGAUAGAAAAAAAAAAAGAA